This is a messenger RNA of Microdochium trichocladiopsis, 1007 nucleotides long. RefSeq lists its product as uncharacterized. The record is from RefSeq and is a predicted model, not a curated record. NCBI's taxonomy places the organism in Eukaryota, Fungi, Ascomycota, Sordariomycetes, Xylariales, Microdochiaceae. Bases 140 to 829 code for a protein of 229 amino acids. The transcript has 2 exons.
AGCGAAAUACCAAAUCCUAACCGCAUCCCGGACCCUAUGGAUGACUUGCACUUAUGAGUGACCAACCUCAAAACACAUCCAGACGUCAUUCUUGCAGUUUGUCCAGGACGGCACCGUUCAGUGACUCCGGGUUCGAAACAUGAGUAAGCUCACGGGAUACACGGAAUUCUUGACCGUCAUCAUCCGCUGCCUCGAUGAGAACCCCCCAGCUCCAGACAUCGGCGACUUCAACAUCUACACUGGGCCAGUAUCGCUGCCUCUCAACGGCAUCGCGACAUCGACCGUCAUCCAGUCGUUCUAUGAAGCACGCCACCAGGCCAUUCGAAGCAGCUGCCUGACUGCCGAGCGCAAGACUCUAUGGUCGAAAUUCGCGAGAGAAGUUGUCCUCGCUUACGCAGCAGUUUCAUCACCGCCCCAGAGAACCGUCCCAGCCAAGUUUUUACAGAAGCCAAUCCAACACAUCCUUGAUGCACUGGCAACUAUCAUGGAGUUGAGGAACCACGACGCACGAUCCCCUGUUCGCAUCGUGGAGUUGAUACCGUAUGAUAGCGAGCAGGAUAAUGCCAAGGCGGAAGACUAUUGGCGAGAAGUCAAGCUUGAAAGUCUACGGCCAUGCCUUCAACUGGCUAUUCGUCUUCUGGAGGUGAUGAUGCCCGAUCGGAUCGACUUCUGGGAGGAAUACCGGGAAACAUUGGCCAGCACAGAGUGGAAGGACACAUUCAUCAACGACUCCCCGGAAUCGCGCAGGCUUACCCUCAUGGGACCAUCUGAUCGUGCCGAACUUCGUGCACAGCUGCUCGCUGCGCGGAGCGAUGUUCCACAGGGAUGACGCAGUCUAGUCUCUCUGAGCGGGGCGAUCACACACGAUGGAACCAGUCGCGAUUUUGCCGAGGAAUGUGCAACAAAGCGAGCCAGCUCCUCCACGAGUUCCUGAGCGGAGUGUGGAAAUAGCGCUCGCAACCUCGACUAGACACUAAGAACUGCGAACCCUCAGCUCUUCGUCUUGA